AUGGCAACUCGACAGCCCCUCGCGCUUAGCUUGGCAGGCUUCCAGUUUACAUACCGUAAUAACUACUUUGACUGGCGGCUGCUACAUGGCAUUGAUAUUGACACAGUGAUUCGUCUAACUGACGUUCAGGCGGUAGAGGACUGUCUGGACACCCUCCAGCGCGGCUCCUUCGCUGCGGAAAGGGACCGGCUGUCCCCCGCCAACUGCGUGCAGUUGUUCCGGCUGCUACAGCUCGCCGUAGAGUACUGCGGGCACCUGCGGGCGGCGCAUGCGCUGCUGCUGGAGUGCUACAACACAGCAACUGCGGCGGCGGAGAGCUGGAAGGCCGCAGCUCGCAGCUACUUGGAGGUGGGCUCUGUCUUCGUGUCUGAGAGUGUGACGCUGGGCAGCCUCAGCCGGGGGCCGCUUGACGCCACCGAUGCGGCCAAGGCGGUGCUGGAGGCGGCGGAUAGGGAGUACAACCUGGCGCUGGAUGCACUGGAGGCGAGUGGGAAGAGGGGAGAAUGGAGAAGAGGGAAUAUUCGUAGGGCGGAGGACUCCCGGGCUCGGCACUUCCGUUUCCGCAAGCAGCGUACGGAGAUCUCCUGGUCCACUCUGAACGCUGCUGACGUGGACCGCCUCGUGUCCUCCCUGGACGUGGGACUGCUCGAGGGCCUUCUGCCCAACCUCACGUACGGCAGCAUUACUAACGAGGAUGACGAGCAACUGACACCGCAUCAUUUUGGACAGCUUAUUCCGCUGGGGCAGGCGGCUCUGGACUACGUGCUGUGGCAGGCCAAUGCCACCGGCGCGCUCAUGGAGCAAGCAAUGGCUGGUCUGCAGGCGGCGUGUGCGGACAUACCCACACUCACCAGCGCCACGCAGGAGCUGCACGCUGAAAUCACCUCCCUGCUACUCGGCGGACAGCCCCAGACACAAAACCAGAACCAGAUUCUAAACCAGCCCGGGCUUGGGCUUGUGGCCGGGAUUAUGACACCCAGCGGCGGGGGUGGGGGUGGGGCUGGCUUGCCGGAUGUGGGAGGUUCGGCGGCGGCUGGUGGUGGUGGUGGUGAUGUUGGUGGCCUAGGGUCCGCAGUGCCCUGGGCCUCGGCGUCGGCGGAUCUGUCCCAGCAGUACGGGCAGAUCCCGGUUCUCCUACUUCACGGCCCUCCCUUCCAGACGCAGUACGGCGGCCGGCCGGGGCUUAUCUUCCAGGGUUUGACACGCACGUCCUCCCCCGCACCCCUGCGACCCGUCAGUGGGGGCCCUGGAGGAGCACCGCAGGAGCUGGUGGCGGCGGCGUCGCUGAUCAGCGGCGGCGGCGCGGGCGGUGCUGGUGGCGGCAGUGGCGGCACUGCCGGCGGCGGAUUCCCCGUCCUCGAGUUGCACAGUCGUGCCACCGAGCUGAACCACAAAGUGGACGUCAUUGAACAAGACCUGAGGAUGGAGAGGAGUAAGACGGAGGAGAUGCGGCGCAUUCUGACAGACAUACGUGACAGACUUAACCAGCGGCCUGGAGGUGGUGGCGGCGGCGGCGGCAGUACAGGCACCAUGACGCAGCAGGGCCCCGGCGGCGGCGGCGGCGGCGACGGCGGCCUGUCCCCCGCCGAGUCGUUGACCUUCCCCUCCGCCACGGCCUACAUCAGCCCUCUGGACAUCACGGCCGCGCAGGGCCUAGCCACCUACUCGGCCUUCGUAAAUACACCCUCCGCCGCCGCGGCUGCCGGCGGCGGCGGUGGCGGGUCGCGGUACGGCAGCGCAGCUGGCGUCAGCAUCUCUGGACUGCCGCAGUCGGACAUGGGUCCCACCAAGGUCCGGGUAUUUGUUGACGAGGACGCCAUCAGAGAGCAGGAGCGGCAGCGGGCGGUGCAGGUGCUGGCAAGGCAGGCGGAGAAGCUCAAGCAACAGAUGCUUCGCGAGCACCAGGAGCGCCGUCUGGUGGCCUCCGGAGGGAUCCCCUCGACCUCCCCACCCGCACUGGGGGGGGUAGCCAACAGGGCAUCGUCCGUACAGCACUUGAUUGGGGGCAAGGAAGGGCCGCGUCACAGCCGGCAGUCGAGCAGAGAGGGCAUUGGCAUUGGCAGCGGUAUUGGCAUGGGAGGUGGAGGUGGAGGUGGAGGUGGAGGUGGUUCCUCACGGCGCCCAGGUACACCCCAAUACACCCAACCGCCGGACUACAGCUCAGAUCCUGAACAGCAGCUACAGCCAUCGCGGCAGCAAGUGAUGUACGGGUCGUACGAGCCGCAGGUAGUGAUGGUUGCGUCAUCCUCUCGCCAUGGCAGCAGCGGCGGCGCCGGCAGUGGCGGUGGCGGCGCCGCCCCUGGAGGCGGCAGCCGGCCGCCCAAACCGUUCUCGCGGCUGUCCGGGAUGCAUGGCAGCCUCGGGGACCUGCCGAUGGCGUCAGCGGCGGUUGCGGGAGUGUACGGCAUGGCCGGCGGCAGCGGUGGCGGAUCGCGGUCGGGCACCGCGUCUGGGGGCCCUGGGCAGGAGGGCCGAAGUGGGGGAGGAGGUUCCGGAGCCUUCAUCGCUGAAUAG
This is a messenger RNA of Volvox carteri f. nagariensis, 2514 nucleotides long. RefSeq lists its product as uncharacterized. Gene Ontology annotation, cellular component: cytoplasm. The record is from RefSeq and is a predicted model, not a curated record. Lineage: Eukaryota; Viridiplantae; Chlorophyta; Chlorophyceae; Chlamydomonadales; Volvocaceae. The coding region runs from base 1 to 2514 and encodes 837 amino acids. The transcript has 16 exons.